This is a messenger RNA of Malania oleifera, 2075 nucleotides long. RefSeq lists its product as uncharacterized. The transcript has 17 exons. Gene Ontology annotation, cellular component: cytosol. NCBI's taxonomy places the organism in Eukaryota, Viridiplantae, Streptophyta, Magnoliopsida, Santalales, Ximeniaceae. Gene Ontology annotation, biological process: proteasome assembly. Bases 242 to 1816 code for a protein of 524 amino acids. The record is from RefSeq and is a predicted model, not a curated record.
GUGCGCCUCAAACCCCCCCCCCCUCCGCCCCCCCGGCGGGCGGUGCGUCUCUCUGUCUCUCUCAAAAGAGAAAAAAUGGAAAAAAACCGUGGAUACCCGGAAAAACCAUGGAUACCCAUAGCAGGUGUCCAUCCGACCCGAUGUUCAGACACCGCCACCUCUGCGUCUCUGACUCAACUUGACGCUUCUCUCUGACUCAACUCUCUCUCUCUCUCUCUCUAGACUUGUUUCAGCGUAAGCCAUGGAGGAGUACUCGGUUGAUGAUCCAUCUCUGCUUCUCCAGGCAGCUUCAGACUUCGCUUACUAUCCCAGUGUUCAAAAUGAUGCUUCGGCAAAGGACUUCCUUGAUCGCUUCCCUAUUCCGGUCAUCAUCAAUGCUUUACAAGCUAAGGCAGAUGUGCCUGGUCUGGAAAAUACUUUGGUUGCUUGUCUAGAAAGGAUAUUUAGCACAAAGUAUGGUGCCUCUCUCAUCCCUCUGUAUUUGCCUUUUGUACAAAUUGGUUUGAAGGCUGACUCUCAAGUAGUCAGAUACCUAGCUUGUAAAAUAGUGUCUUGUCUUUUGGAGAAUUGGGAUGAGAAGUCUGUUUCUGCUGUGAAGCUAAUUAGUGAAUAUGUCCUGUAUCCCCUUUUGCUCGACUGCCUCAUUGAUGGCAAUGAACAAGUUGCUGCUGCUUCAAUGGAUGCAAUUAAGAGUUUAGCUGGCUUUCCAGAAGGCAUGGAAAUCAUCUUUCCGGCUAACAACAAUGAAUCUACACACCUCAGAAAUUUAGCAGCUCGAUGUUCAUCGCUGGGACGAGUAAGGGUUUUAGCUUUGAUAGUGAAACUAUUCUCUGUUUCAACCUCUGUGGCAUCAGCUAUUCACAACUCAAAUCUACUCAGUCUAUUGGAGGCAGAAGUCAGCAAUACAGAUGAUAUACUUGUAACUUUAAGUGUUUUGGAGCUGUUAUACGAGUUGGCAGAAAUCCAACUUGGUUCAGAGUUCUUGUCAAGGACUACUUUUCUUCAAUUGCUUAGUUCUAUAAUCAGCAACACUUCAAAUGAAUCAAUUAUAAGAUCGAGAGCAAUGAUGAUUACUGGAAGACUAUUGUCGAAAGACAAUAUUUUUAUGUUUGUCGACGAAUCUAGUGUUAAAUCUGUCAUUUCAGCCAUUGAUGGAAGGCUUGGAUUGUUGGAAAGUCAAGAUACAGAUGAAUGUGAAUUCGCACUUGAAGCAUUGGGUCAAAUAGGGACAUCAACCCAAGGAGCCACACUGCUGCUCUCAAGUUCAACGCCUGCUGCCAGAUUUGUUGUUGAGACUGCCUUUGACCGGAAAGGACGCAGUAGACAGUUGGCUGCACUGCAUGCCCUAGCAAACAUCUCAGGAGAAACUCGAUACGAGAACAACAUUGUACUCGAUAGUAAUGCAGAAGAAAUCCUUCGGUGUUCUAUCUAUGAAACAGCAUCCAAGAGUUCAAAGCUGACACCAUCCGGUCUUUUUCUAUCAGUUCUUCAGCAGGACACAGAAAUUCGUCUAGCGGGUUAUGGAGUGAUAUCUGGAUUGGUAGCUCGGCCAUGGUGCUUGAUGGAAGUUUGCUCAAAACAAGAGAUAAUAAGUAUGGUUACUGGUGCACAUACCGAAACCACAAAGAUUGGCAUGGAAGCUAGAUAUAACUGCUGCAAGGCAAUCCACAAGGCUUUUACUUCAACUAAACUUAUGAGUGAUCCUUCCUUUUCUGGAAUAGCUGCAAAGUUGCAGGAAGCCAUUAGUGGGGGUCCUUAUCUGACGAGAAAGCAUUCUGAAGCUCAACCUGCAGUGAUGACAGCUGAGAGAUUUUAGCUUUCUGUUGGGUCAUUGAGGCUUUGGGCAAGCCCUUUGCUGUAUAACACAGUAUUUAUGGUGAUUUCUUCCACCCAGUGAUCUCAACCUUAGACAUUUGAGACAUAAUUACUAUUCUGUUUUCAAGUUAAUGCAUUUGGAAGGCGGUUGGAAUUGAACCGUUUUGAGAUUUGGUUCAGCAUUCCAACAGAGCAAUGAUCAACCUAAGCCCUAGUAUGAACUAUCUUUAACAAAUUUAAUUAUGAAGUUUGCUUCUAUA